Messenger RNA from Anopheles funestus (African malaria mosquito), 648 nucleotides. Its product is annotated as COX assembly mitochondrial protein homolog. The coding region runs from base 100 to 492 and encodes 130 amino acids. Lineage: Eukaryota; Metazoa; Arthropoda; Insecta; Diptera; Culicidae. The record is from RefSeq and is a predicted model, not a curated record. Gene Ontology annotation, cellular component: mitochondrion. The transcript has 2 exons.
UUCAGCGCUGUCACCCUUCCACCAAAACAAAACAAAACACACCAUCUAUCCGUUCCGGUGUUUGUAAUUUUCUUUGCGUAGCUAAUAAACCUUUGAUAAAUGGCACACGCAUUCGCAAAUGAACAAACGGAUCCUACAAUUCCGAUAGGCGCUAACAAAGGCGGACCACAUGGGCUGGGAGACCCCGAAGACCGUCGGCUACGGAAGGUUGAACUGGAGGUGCUGAUUCCGAAGAUAAUGCGGGAACGUGCUAAAACAGAGAAAUGUUUGCCGGAGGUGAAAGCAUUCGAAGAUUGUUGCAAGGGAUCGAGUUUGUUUAUGGUUGUGAAAUGCCAGGAACAGAACGAUGCCCUUAAAGCCUGCAGUUUGGAGUGGUACCGUAAUGAACAGUUCAAGAAGGAAUGUACCGAUAUAUAUUUGGCAGAACGAAGUGAAUUCCGAAGAACAGGAUUACCGAAAAAGUUUCGAAAGAAUAAUGCAACCGAUCAGUAAGGUUUUAAAUAGUUUUAUUUUGUUUCAGUUCAUAACUCAAGCAGAUGGCGAAGAUACAAAAACUUAGGAUAGUUUCCAUCGGUGUACGGUGAAGUGUUAAAUGGCGGAGAAUAAAAACCAGUGAUAUGUAAUUAAAGCCAGCAGACGAAAAUAGGA